UUGGCGCUAAUGGUCGUCAACAUGGCUUUGCACGUGGAAGCUUCCGAUGAUGAAACAAGUGAUUAUUCAAGCGAUGAGGACUCCGAUUUAGAGUUAAAAAGAGCUUUCAAAGAGGGUCGUUUGAAACCGGGACUCAACAUCGCUACUAACAAGCCUGCAGAACUAAUCAACGAUGUGGCCGGUAUGAAAUUGGCAUUGACUGAAUUAGCUGAACCUCAUUUACCUUGGGUGGAAAGAUUGGAUAGUACAAAUGAACCAGCAGCAGCCCCCACUGGGAUGCAUCUUGAACAAGAGAGUUCAGCUGACAGUGUUGUGGAAGACGACUUCAAACGGGAAUUACUCUUUUAUCGACAAGCUCAGUCAACAGUUUUAGACAGUUUAUCAAAAUUAAAGAAACUAGGGAUUGCUACGAAAAGACCAGAAGAUUAUUUUGCACAAAUGGCUAAGACAGAUAUCCACAUGAAGAAAGUACGAGAAAAACUACUGUCAAAGGAACAAGAAAUGGAUAGGAGAGAAAAGGCCAGGAAGCUUAGAGAUUUGAGAAAGUUUGGUAAAAAGGUACAAGUUGAGGUGCUUCAAAAGAGACAAAAAGAAAAGAGGGAGAUGUUGGAUGCUGUAAAGAAAUUUAGGAAAGGUCAGCAGGAUAAACUGGAUUUUCUUGAUGAUGACACUCAAACUGGUGGGAAGAAGAAGAAGGAUCAAGGGCCAAACAAGAAGCGACAACUAAAGAAUAAGAAAUUUGGUUUUGGUGGCCAAAAGAAACGUGGAAAAUACAACACAGCAACAAGUGCUGCUUCGAUGAGUGACUUUAGUAUCAAGAAAAACCAAGGAAGACCCGGUCAGAAGAAUAAAAAAGGAAACAAGAAUAAACCCAACAAAAGACCAGGAAAGGGAAGGAGACAGAAAAUGAACAGUAAAAGAUAAUGUUUCUGACAUC
Messenger RNA from Lineus longissimus, 937 nucleotides. Its product is annotated as probable rRNA-processing protein EBP2. The record is from RefSeq and is a predicted model, not a curated record. The transcript is spliced from 8 exons. Gene Ontology annotation, cellular component: nuclear periphery; nucleolus; preribosome, large subunit precursor. Gene Ontology annotation, biological process: ribosomal large subunit biogenesis; rRNA processing. Bases 10 to 924 code for a protein of 304 amino acids. Lineage: Eukaryota; Metazoa; Nemertea; Pilidiophora; Heteronemertea; Lineidae.